AUGUCCAAUAACAUGGCUAAGAUUGCAGAUGCCCGCAAGACAGUGGAACAGCUGAAACUGGAAGUCAACAUCGAAAGAAUGAUGGUGUCCAAAGCAGCGGCUGAUCUGAUGGCCUUCUGUGAGGACCCUCUGGUGACACCAGUGUCAUCCUCUGAGAACCCUUUUCGGGAGAAUAAAUGA
Coregonus clupeaformis (lake whitefish) is the source of this 180-nucleotide messenger RNA. Its product is annotated as guanine nucleotide-binding protein G(I)/G(S)/G(O) subunit gamma-8-like. Lineage: Eukaryota; Metazoa; Chordata; Actinopteri; Salmoniformes; Salmonidae. Gene Ontology annotation, biological process: G protein-coupled receptor signaling pathway. The coding region runs from base 1 to 180 and encodes 59 amino acids. Gene Ontology annotation, cellular component: heterotrimeric G-protein complex. The record is from RefSeq and is a predicted model, not a curated record. Gene Ontology annotation, molecular function: G-protein beta-subunit binding. The transcript has 2 exons.